UAGUCCACACCAAUUAUUUUUCUCAAGCAAUAUGUCGGGUAUUUUUAUCCUGUGGAAACCUGGCUUUAGCAGCCAUGUUAAUGAAUCACUUGCAACUUGUAUUAUCUAAAGAAAAUGAUCUAUUAUCCACUCAACAACAGGUUUUUUCCAUCAUUAAACAUUACCUGUACAUUUUGUAUAAUUUUUUCAGCUUUAUGAAGCGUAUUAAUAUUGCCAAGUAGAUGAUCGAAUCUGCCUGAAUUUUCUACUAUUACAAAUAUACCAUUUAACUGUAAAAAAGAAAUACUUUUUAUAGAAAAAGUACAAUAUUAAAAGUACAAUGAUGUUGUUUAAAAUAAAUUCUAUUACAUUUAUAUUCUCUUUCUUAAUAUGAAGAUCCAAUUGCAUUAUAGCUUUUGUAUAAUCUGUAAACAUUUGAUCAGGCGUUAUGAUAACUUUGGAACCAAUAUCUUGUAAUCUGUGAAUUGUAUAUGGUGAAGAACUAUCCAUAUCACCAGUAAUAAAGGUUGGUACAUAUUUACUAUAAUUUCCAUUAAGUACAUCUAUUCCUUGUUCCUUUAAAUAAUUUAACCAUCUGUGUGUACCUCCAUCAACAGUGACAGUUACUUGUGCUACAAAAUAUCAUCUAUGGAUUAUACAAAAUGUUAUUUAUAUUAACACAUCUUUUUAUUAUAUAAAAAUAUUACCAACCUUUUUCCCAAAGUUGAAACAUCAAAUUAUAUUUCAAACAUAUAGGACAAUUUAAUACAACAACGGCGUAUUUAUAGUCGCUAAUGACGUGAAAAAUGUUAAGAGGAUCCCAAACAUUCUUCUCGAUUUCAUGUUGCAUCCUCAAAGUUAAUUUGUAUUUUCGAUAAACUGAAAGUUAAAUAAAAGAAAAGUGAGGUUAAGUCACAAAAACGCAAAAGCACAUGUAUCUCGAAGUUGUCUGUUCUAGAUCGCUGCAGGAAAAGUAUAUUACUUCAAUGUCUUCUACAAUUUGGAUUUGGAAACAAAUAUCUGGCCUUGGAGCAAGAUAUAAUGAUGUGGUAUAUGCACGUCCUAUAAUUUUACAGUCUCAUGAAUUUCUUGUUUACUUUGGUGGCGACAUUCAAGAUUUACAAGAAAAUAUGGUAAAAUGUAUAGAUAAGAAAAAGUAUAUGGAGUGGAGUUUGGACAAUACUGCGCGUAUGCUAUCACACAAUUUUCCUAAAUAUCAUGUAUUUGUUAUCUGCCCAUCUAGGACAUCCAACGUAUUUAGUUGUUUUGAUAAUUUUGUAAAAUCCAAUGAUUAUGGAAUCCCAACAUUCUCUUCUACAUUCAAUGCUUUAGAAAAUCUUCAAGAGCUUAUUAGAUCAUUUUGCACAAAACUUAAUACAUUGGAUGUGAAUCAGAGUACAAUAACAUAUACUCCUGAUAAAAUAAAUCUAAUGUUAAUGGCUUUUAGUAAAGGAUGUGUAGUAUUAAAUCAAUUUCUCUACGAGUUUCAAUAUUAUCAAUCACAAUCAAUACCUAACACUAGUAUGAUAAAUUUUAUAAAUAAUAUUAAAAGUAUAUGGUGGUUAGACGGUGGUCAUGGUGGUUAUAAAGACACCUGGGUUACAGAUAGAAACGUGCUUGAAUCAUUAGCAAAGUUGAAGAUAGAUGUUCAUGUACAUGUGACACCAUAUCAAAUUCAGGAUACUUCUCGACCUUGGAUCUCUAUGGAAGAAUCUUGCUUUUAUAAUACGCUACAAAGUUUAAAUAUGCCUAUACAACGUAUUGUACAUUUUGAGAAUAAACCACGUAGUAUAAUAAUGCAUUUCAAUAUACUUAAAAUUAUAAGAGAGAUGUAACUCUCUUAUUGAACAUAAAAAUUAGAUAAAUAUUAAAAUAAUGUAUAUAAAAAGAUACUAUCUUAUAAGAAUCAAUCUAUUAUAGAAAACUUAAUUUUUAUUUUUCUAGAUUAUUAAGGAAUACAUAGAUAGUCCGCUUCUCUAUCAAUAAUAUCAAAUUUAUGCAUAUAGAAUAAAAAACAACCGAUUUAUAUUACAGUUAUGUACAUAUAUACAUAAAUAUAUGUAAAAUAGGAAUGUACUCUUAAAAGUAAAUCUAUAUUCCUACA
Molecule: messenger RNA, 2083 nt
Organism: Vespa velutina
Lineage: Eukaryota; Metazoa; Arthropoda; Insecta; Hymenoptera; Vespidae
Product: mitochondrial protein C2orf69 homolog
Exons: 6
Coding region: 912-1814 (300 amino acids)
Cellular component (GO): mitochondrion
Source: RefSeq, a predicted model, not a curated record